This is a messenger RNA of Thalassophryne amazonica, 3789 nucleotides long. RefSeq names its product USP6 N-terminal-like protein. The record is from RefSeq and is a predicted model, not a curated record. The transcript is spliced from 14 exons. The coding region runs from base 183 to 2648 and encodes 821 amino acids. NCBI's taxonomy places the organism in Eukaryota, Metazoa, Chordata, Actinopteri, Batrachoidiformes, Batrachoididae.
UGACCGAUGAUCAGCAUCGUUUCUGUGGACGGUUAUCUGUCAAAACCCGUCAGCAGCGCGAACACAGCGUCCAGUUCAUAGAUUCCAAGGAAGGCGAAGGAGAGAAUGAGAAGAGCGGAUUUUCUUUCUACUUGUAGGCAGAACUCAGCAGAAGAAAGGAAGUGACUUCAAAAGAUUUUGACAUGAAGAAAGACAUAGAGACGCUGAUAUCAGAGGAACGUGCUGAAAUCAUCUCCAGAUAUGACAAGGGCAGGCAGGAUGGUGUCACCAUUGACCCGUGGGAGGAUGCUGACUAUAGCAUCUACAAGGUUAUUGACCGCUUUGGCUUCCUGCAUGAGGAAGAGCUGCCGACGCCCAGCGCUCUAGAGGAGAAGCAAAAGCUGCAUGAGAUAGAGCGAGUGGAGAAAUGGCUGAAGAUGGUGAAGAAGUGGGACAAAUAUAGAAAUAGUGAAAAGCUGGUGAAGCGGGUCUAUAAAGGUAUCCCUCUUCAGCUCAGAGGCCAAGCCUGGGCCUUGCUUUUGGAUAUAGAAAAAGUUAAAAAAGAGAAUGCUGGAAAAUAUGAGAAAAUGAAGCAACAGGCUCGUAAUUUCUCCGCAGAGAUCAAACAGAUAGACCUGGAUGUCAACAGAACCUUCAGGAACCAUGUCAUGUUCAUGGACCGCUUUGGAGUCAAGCAGCAGGCACUGUUUCAUGUACUAGCAGCCUACUCCGUCUACAACACGGAGGUGAGUUACUGCCAGGGAAUGAGUCAGAUCGCUGCCAUCUUGCUCAUGUACCUCAAUGAAGAAGAUGCCUUCUGGGCUCUGUCCCAGCUCCUCACCAACACCAGGCACAGCAUGCAUGGUUUCUUCAUCCCAGGAUUUCCCAAACUGCAUCGUUUUCAGACGCAUCAUGAGUUGAUCCUCUCCAAAAUGCUGCCUAAACUGAAGAAGCACCUGGACAAGGAGCAGAUGACAACAGGGCUUUACUCCACCAAAUGGUUUCUGCAGUGCUUCAUUGACAGAACACCUUUCACCCUCACCCUGCGUUUGUGGGACAUUUACAUUUUGGAGGGAGAGAAGUUGCUGACUGCGAUGGCUUAUACAACCGUCAAACUACACAAGAAACGUCUUCUGAAGCUUCAGUUGGAGGAUUUGAGGGAGUUUCUUCAGGAACAACUCGCUGAUUCUUUCUUCCUGCCUGACGAUGUGGUGAUUGAACAGUUACAGACUGCCAUGUCUGAGCUACGCAGUAAAAAGUUGAGCCAACCUCCUCCAGCCAAGUCUGAAGAGCUGCCAAAGAAGCCUCUUGGUCAGGAGAGACCUGUUGUCCUCCUGCCUGACACUCCUCUGAAUGUCAAGAUGAACCCACAGUCCCCAGCAGACACUCAGGAAAAUGAUUCCAUCAACCAACACCAGACGUCCUCUUUGACGGAGGAGCAGCACUCGAGCCCCUCUGUGGUGCAUAGUCCUUCACCAGACCCAGUUGUAGUGCAUAAAGAAGAACCCCCAUCUACUAAAGACCUUUGUCCAACACCUCCAUUACCUCCAAAAGUAGACAAACCUCGUAUAAAGGUAGAGCUAGUCCAUGAAAUGAAGGAGUCGCACGCUGAGUUCGGACAGACCGCGGUCAACCACCACGGAGACUCUGAGACCCAGGAAGAGGCUGUGGAGUGGCCUCCACCAUAUGAACCUCCUGCUUCAGAUGUUCUCACCAUGCAGGCUGAAGAAGAGAUUCUUGACCUUCCAGAUUUACCGCCUCCACCUUUAAUUUACCUUGAUGAGAUGGACCAAAGACUUCCGGGCAGUGAACCUCCCUGUUUAGGGAAUGACACUGAGCCACACACAAAGACUCACCGGCCUAUCCUCAGCGCCGCCUCGCUACUGCGCUCAGACCGCACAAAUCAAGUGAAGCAAUAUCCAAGACAAUACCCCAAACCACGGAGUUCCUUUGAUCUUGCACAGAGAAUACUUGCUUCUUCAAAGUCUUCUCACUCACGUGCUCUCACCUCAACUCCUUCCUCUCCCAGCCAUCCUCCCCUGAAGCCAACCAAGUUUCCGGUCUCUCUCUCUGUGGCAGUGCCUGAAGGGAACAGACGGCCUUCCAACACCUCACAGUAUGACAACCUUUCUGAGGCUGAUGAGGAGGACCACUGUCCAGAGAAGCUGCUGGAAGCUGGGCGUAGUUUGACACCUGAAGGCGCUCCGGCUGCGUACGUCAGUCACACAGGCUAUGAGCCGAUUCUCCACACUCUUCCUCCAUCCCCCGUGUUCAUCCCUCCUUCACCUUCUCCUACUCCUCCCUCAGCGCGUCCUCUCCCCAGUUUGCCACAGGAGCUAGAAUAUCAAAAAGAUACCAGCUGGGUGGAGGACUCCAUUGUCCCCCCUCCUCCACCUUGUUUUGCUGACAGGCUCACUCCCGUCCACUGCAGCACAGCCGGUCAUUCAGACUCAAACGCAGCCACCUCACCAAGUUACUCUAAACCUUUUUCUCGGGGCCCCAGGGACCGUUCCGCCUUCCCUGCACCACUGCUGUACACCAGGUCUCCCCUGAUCUACUCCAAGCCCCCAGGACAGUCAGCAGUCGAGGUACCCCUGGUCCAGACCACCCCAGACUUUUGCAGGGUCAGUCCAGGAGGACACCAACUGCCCAAGUCGGUGACUUUUUGAAAUGUCUCAGUACCUAGUGUGAUACGAGUUAAAGCGGGUUCAUAAGUAUUUGGACAGUGACACCCCCCUUUUUUUUUUGCCUCUGUGAACCACCAUAAUGGAGGUCAAAUGAAGCAAGAUGUGCUAGCAAUGUAGAUUCAACAGGUUUUAACAAAAAUACUGCAUUAACCAUUUAAGAAUUAGACAUUUGUUUUAAUCUGCUGUCCCUCUAUUUUUAGAGCCAAUACGUAAUUGCACAAACUACGUAUAACUCCACCAUGACUUUGUGACUGGUAGUGCAACCAGUAAAAGUUGCACUUUUUAGUUUCUCCAGUCACACCCAUGGAAGCCUAUAACUCACCGUUGUUCUUUUUGGCUUCUGUCAUUCAGUUUUUGAGAUCUGCCUACUGCAGACAGGUUUACCAGACUGUUUAUACUGUACGUCUUAAUGAUUGAGGUGAAUCAAGUCUCCAAGAUGUUUUCAGUGAUGUGUUCAUGUAUACUUCCAGAAUGCAAAAGUGAUAUUUGUAUUAAAAAUAAUAUGCAUAUUUAUCCAAUUACUUAUGGGCUUUGAAAAUGUAAAGCAGGUAGCUUGGCAGAGUAGAGGUUGAACUACAGAUAUGUAGACCUGGGUUUGUUUUCCAGUCACAUUACUUGUCACUGUCCUUGGACAAGACACUUCAUCUUCAGCUAUAAGUGGGGUCCAAGCUUGGUAGAGGAAGUACAGAAUCUGCAAUGGACUUUCAUCUUGUCCAGGAGUUGUAGGCGCUCAUCCACUUCAUGCUACAGUAGCCACAGAUAUAUACCGGUACCACCUUAGGGCCUGUAUAAGGCAACAAGCAACCUUGAAUCUUUUUUCAUUUCAAUGACAUUGAGGCAAAAUCCCUGAAAACUCAGUCCAAAUACUUAUGAACCUGAUUGUGUGUAUGAGUCGAGCUUUAUAGUGCUUGAGUCAGUUUCAAGAUUAAGAGAAAGGCCUCAAGUAUGGCCAGAAGGUAUUCGGUGUGUCAACUGUUUAAGUGUAAAUGGGUUUUUAUUGUUAUACUGUAUAUACAGAUUUGUCAUACUUGCACAUUUUCUGAAGGGCAGUUACAUUUUUUUGUCAUAUUUAAAAGUGCUUUUUGUGUUACUGUUUGCUGCAUGAACAGCAACUAUAUCAGGU